Molecule: messenger RNA, 4338 nt
Organism: Phycomyces blakesleeanus NRRL 1555(-)
Lineage: Eukaryota; Fungi; Mucoromycota; Mucoromycetes; Mucorales; Phycomycetaceae
Exons: 12
Biological process (GO): endosomal vesicle fusion; protein targeting to vacuole
Cellular component (GO): HOPS complex; late endosome
Molecular function (GO): protein binding
Source: RefSeq, a predicted model, not a curated record
GGUUCGUUCUCUAGCGUAUCUGCGUCUUUACCAGCAACACCACGUCGUACCUCAGCGAGCCCAUAUUUCUCGCUUUCAGAGAACAGAACAACAUCGAGCCCUAAUUUCCGACGCAUCGGAUCUUCUACAGGCGAAUCAUCCACAUCUCACCAAUCCUCUGAUGCUGGAACUCAGUCUGAUCAUUCUUUAUCUCUUUCUGUUCUUAUGAAUGGUACAGACUCACCACAGAAUGAGAGUAAAGAUAGUGUUGAACCAUGGGAAGCAUUCAAGUGGACUCCACUACUAAAAAUAUCUGAACAGCUGUACUCGGAUUCUGUUAGAAAAAAUAGUGGUCUACUGACAGUGCUUGCAGUUAGUGGUGUGAUAGCUAUUGGAACUACCCGGAGUCUAGUGUUUGUAUAUGAUUAUUCUCAAAAUCUGAAGUGUGUUCUCGGUGAUAGUGCACGAGCUGUAGAAGUCGGAUCUGUUACCUCACUAGCCAUAUCAGCCGACCAUACAACGAUUGCUUGUGGAUACAGCCAAGGCUAUAUAAUUGUUUGGAAUAUUAAAAAGCCGGCUUAUCCUGUACGAACCAUCGAUCCCCUCCCGGCUAGUCAACUGGCUGGCGCAUUGGCUUCAAAUGCGGUUGGUCCACAACAAACACCUCUAAGGAAGGAAGGUCAUAUAAAGGGUGCUGCGAUUCUUCACAUAGGAUUCAUUAGUAUCAAAAAGUCGGAAAUUGUCUCGGCCGAUGACCAGGGAAUGGCUUUCUACCAUUUACUUUACAAGGUUGUUAUGGUCAAUGCGGUAGACACAACCCGGAUAUUGGGAAGAUAUCAGAAUAUAUCCUUUUCUUCAGACCCAGCUUAUUCUUCCGCGGCAUCAAGCAGACAAUAUGGGUCACCUAGUGAUGAUAUACCAGUUAUACCCAAACCAAAGAAACCCAGUACGGUAUUUGGGAUGCAACCCCUUCCACUCGGGCAUAUACCACACCCGGCCGAGAGUUUUGGAUUGGUCGCACUCUUAACCCCAUACAAAAUGAUUAUCGUAGGUCUCAAGCCGACACCUCAAACACAAUUCAAAUUCCUGAAGCCAAAAUAUCUCCAUUCUACUGAACACGCCGACAGUCUUUCUGGCUGUCUUGCUUGGCUUCCAGUAACCAAAACUGGGAUGCACGAUGAAGGAGAACCCCAAGAUUCUCUUCCUUCAACGGAUCCUAUGCUUGCAUUCUCUUGGGGGUAUCACCUAUUUAUUAUCCGUGUUGGAGUAGAAGCUGCUGACUCAAAGCAGCAGAAUGGCAACAGGGCAAACAGAAAUCCAAUAGGAAACAAGCCAAAGAAAGGCAAUAAGCUUGAAUUUAUUAAGCUAGGAGAAUGGGAAUGUGGAGAUCCUAUUGUUGGGCUUCAGUGGAUAAACAGACAGAUCCUUGUCUUAUUUACACCCAACGAAGAGAUGAUCUUGUUUGACCCAAAAAAUAUGAGAGAAACAGAAAGAGCAAAUAUUCGGAACAAGCAGCUAGUCUACCACGACUGGUUUAACAAUCCGCUUAAGGAGGUAGCCAGUGAGACCAUAGUACAAAUCCAGAAACCAGCUCUUGGAACAAACAACACCAUUGUUACUCACAAAACUAUUGAAAUGGCAUACUAUCACUCAUUGAAAGGUUACAAAGGCAAAAUGUUCCUUUUGGGACUGCGCCAAAUAUUUGUUGGCACUCUCUUGUCUUGGGCAGAUCGUAUUCUCGCUCUUGUAAAAGCAGGUGAUUUCCUUGAAGGUAUUGAACUUGCAACCUUAUUUUACAAUGGGCAACGUAUACAGACGGUCGUUGGACUUCCCGAAGACGAACAGGCUCGUAAGAAGCUUGUUGGUGAAAAGCUGAUGGAGCUUUUGGUGGCCUCUCUUAAUUACGCUUUCUCUUCCAAACGCACCUAUGAAGGAAUGACGGAUGACAUCGCGGGGGGAAACUCGAUUCUUUUUCAUGAUUUGGCAGACGGGUGUAUGAAAGCAUGCUUAAGCAUGGGAAAACUCGAUUUUCUUUUUGAUACAGUGUACGAACGUUUUGCCGCAUCGGGCGUAAGAGGCGUUUUCUUGGAAGUAUUAGCGCCCUAUAUUGUAGACGACAAGAUGCCAGACAUACCACCCUCUAUUAUGAAAGAUUUGGUAGAACAUUACAGCGAGAAAAAACUACUUGGUCAACUUGAACAAGUAAUUUGGCAUGUAAAUCCUCAGUGUUUGAGUAUUGACCAGAUUGUCAGUAUGUGUCAUCGCGAGGGUCUGUAUGAAGCUAUGAUGUACGUCUGGAACAAGAGUAUGAAUGACUACGUCAGUCCUGUGGUAGAAAUGCUCAAGGUUAUCCCCAAUCCAGCGCAGCGAUCCCGUGUUUCUAGUGGUGAGAGUAGAGUUUGGCCACGCCCCUCUCCUGAAAAUAACUUGAGACAAAAUACUGAAAAACUAUUCGAAUACCUCAAGUCGGUUUUGCGAGGCCGGUCAUUUCCAGACGAUCUUCAGAUGAUAGGCUCACGAGCAACAGAGGCAAAGAGUGCUGUUUAUUCUUUUGUUUUUUCUGGAAGAUGCGUUGUUUGGCCGCGUAUUGGUGGAAAACUUGUAUUAACAACAACGGAAGAUGAAGAAAUGUCGGAGCCAACCUACCCUUACUUGCGACUCUUACUUAGAUUCAACACCAAAAAGUUCCUAGAAGCACUUGAGGUUGUGUUUGAAGAUCCUUGGCUCAAUGGAGGAGAAGAUAUCUUAACUUCGACAUUCGAGGAUGAGUUGCCAGGAAAAGUUAUCUCUCGACAAAUUAUCGUCAGUACAUUGUUGGACGUCAUGGGAGGAGGGCUGUCUGCAAACUACGACUAUGCCUCUAGUGAUAAUCUGGUUCAGCUUUACAUGUUUAUAGCCAAUAAUCUUCACAAAUACACAACCUUUAUCUUACUUCCUCCCAAAACAUUGAACAAGAUUUUGGUUCGAUUGGCAGAAGAGCCCAGCACUGAUACACGGGAAGAACGACAACUAGCUGUCCAGAAUUUACUUAAUAUUUAUACACCUGUCAACGAGGAACACAUGUCAACACUUUACGAGGAGGCGGGUUUCUGGAAGGUCCUCACGAAUGUGUACCGACGUGACAAAAAAUACGGAAAGUUAGUUGAGGCAUACCUGAAGGAUGAUGAACGGAGAAAUAUGGUCUUUGAAUGCGUACAAGGACUUUUGGGCAAUCGCUCCAACCUCAACAUCAAGCAAAAGAACGAAGUGAAAAGUGUUAUAAUGAUUCGGAUAUCACAAUUUGUGGAAAUAGAUGGUCAAAAAACUGCGUUUAUUAUUGAAAAGUUUUUUAAUAACGAGCAUGCAAAAGCCAUUCGCUUAUUAGAGGAAGAUCAAGAACUGGAAGAAGAAGAACAUCAUGCCACAGCUGACAAGCAUUCUGGGAUGGUCUAUCAGCAUAGAACACCUAAUGUAGACUCUGCUAUCCAAGAGCGUUAUAUUGAGCUCAUGUGUCGGUUUGAUCCUUCUGGUGUGUAUGAUUACUUUAGUACAAAGCUAGGCGACAAUGUGAACCUGGACAAUCUUUUGAAGAGCUGCGAAGAGUAUAAUAUCAUUGAUGCUGUCGUGUGGAUUAUGGAAAAGAAAGGAGACACCAAAGGCGCACUGGAUACGAUGCUAGAAGUUGCAAAAGAAAAAAAUACAACAAUACUACAAAUCAUUAAAGACCACGCUCCUGAAGACGGAAAAGCAUCAGAAGGAAUUCCCGCUAAUCCCCGUCUGUGGACGUUUGAAGAUCAAAGUACAAUAAGUAGCUGCUUAAUAGGUUUAAACGGUGUGCUGCGUGUUGGUACUCUCUUGUGCGAGAAUAGUAGCCGGAUGUCACUGUCAACAUAUACCACAGAGGUGGCUGCCUCUAACGAUGACCGGGACAAAAAUGACGAAGUGGAAUUACUGUGGUUCAGACUAUUGGAUGCCUAUGUAGAAGCAUCUAUUGAGAUUUACGGUGCACUUGAUUCGAUAAAAAAAUCAUCAUCGGCCACAAUACCCCAGGGACUUCAUAAUCACAUAGUGUCAUCCUUCAAAUCAUUCGUACAAUCUAUCCUUGCGUCUUUACUUCUCUCUACAUCACCCCAGGUAUCAUUACCACGUCUACUACUACGACUCAUCCGCUCUCAAACACGGGGAGAGACAACUUUUGCCGAUUUCCGUGACAUUUUGUUGAGUAUGCUUGACACUUACAAAUACGAAGGAAAAUUACUGAAGAUGACGAAUCAACUGUUCGAUCGAGACCUCUAUGAGGGUGUGCAAGAAAUGGUGCGUAAAAAGGGGAGAGGAUGGCGCCCACGACGUGCAGUGUGUGAGAUUUGUGGCGCUGCUAUU